Bufo bufo (common toad) is the source of this 1048-nucleotide messenger RNA. It is a transcript of the gene CD99L2, whose product is annotated as CD99 molecule like 2. The coding region runs from base 113 to 892 and encodes 259 amino acids. The record is from RefSeq and is a predicted model, not a curated record. Lineage: Eukaryota; Metazoa; Chordata; Amphibia; Anura; Bufonidae. The transcript is spliced from 12 exons.
AUCACCGCCGCUCAGUGUCUGCCCUGCGGCCGCAGCUGCGUCUCCCCCUGUCUGCUGCGCCCCACUCUGCGGCCUCUCCUCCUCACUACUGUCCCAUAGGAGCUCAAUCAGGAUGGCGCCGUUCGGAGUCAGGCUGGUGCUGUCCCUGGCGGUGGUGGCUCUGGCGUGGAGGGCUUAUGGACAGGAUGACUUCAGUCUGGAAGAUGCUUUUGAUGAUAUCCCAACUCAGAAGCCUAAACCUGCACCGAAACCACCAAAAAUUCCAACACACAACGUGGAUGAUUUUGACUUGACAGACUUCUUUGAUGCCACACAACCACCCAAAGUUGUCCCCAAACGUCCAACUAAGAAGCCAGAUGUAUUUAUCCCAACUAGGAAGCCCCGUGUAACUCCUAAGCCACCAAAAAAGCAAGGUUAUGAUGAUUUUAACUUGGAAGAUGCCUUGGAUGGGAGAAAUGACCCAAAGGGAGCUGGUUCCACCAUUAAUGAUAACGAUAAAUCCCAGGGUGGUAGAAACGCAGGUAAAGGUUUUGAUGACUCUGAUUUAGAAGGCGUGGUAAAUGGAGGCUACAAGCCAGAUAAAGGAAAAGGUGGGAGUCCUGGAGGUCGAGCUGCUGACAAUGAGAACUACGAUAACUCAGGAAAUUUAGCUGAGACUGGAACCAUUGCAGGGAUUGCAAGCGCUCUGGUGAUGGCAUUAGUUGGGGCCGUAUCCAGUUACAUCUCCUAUCAACAAAAGAAAUUCUGCUUCAGUAUUCAACAGGGACUUAAUGCUGAGUAUGUGAAAGGAGAGAACAUGGAGAAUGUGAUGACAGAAGAACCUCAAGUGAAAUAUUCAGCUUUGGAGCCUCAGUCUGCUGCAGCGCCCACGGGAGACCCAUCAAAAGUGUGAACAACGCAGCCAGACAGUUAUAUUACCCAUGGUAUCCGUUAUGAAAACAGCUGAGGAGGAAAAGUAUUUCCUAUAGCUGCCUAAUAGCUAUUAUCUCACUACCGAAAUGACAGAAUCUGAUUACUAUAGGAAAAUCCAUUUGGUUUCCUUGCCACU